Neopsephotus bourkii (Bourke's parrot) is the source of this 5129-nucleotide messenger RNA. It is a transcript of the gene ZBTB5, whose product is annotated as zinc finger and BTB domain containing 5. Gene Ontology annotation, biological process: regulation of transcription by RNA polymerase II. Lineage: Eukaryota; Metazoa; Chordata; Aves; Psittaciformes; Psittacidae. Gene Ontology annotation, cellular component: nucleus. Bases 147 to 2192 code for a protein of 681 amino acids. Gene Ontology annotation, molecular function: protein binding; RNA polymerase II cis-regulatory region sequence-specific DNA binding; DNA-binding transcription factor activity, RNA polymerase II-specific. The record is from RefSeq and is a predicted model, not a curated record. The transcript is spliced from 2 exons.
ACAGCCAGUUGUUGCUGAUGGGUGAGGUAUCAGUGGAACAGGAGCAGAAGACAGGCAGAAUGAGUGUGUCCCGAAGUAUGCCACUCAUACAUAUUUUGAUAAUGACAUAAAUGCUUUGCAUGUAUUUAAGUAAGCUGGAGUAGCUGAUGUCUCACCAGAUGUGGAUCAUGGAUUUUCCAGGACAUUUUGAGCAAAUCUUUCAGCAGCUCAACUACCAGAGGCUUCAUGGCCAACUUUGUGACUGUGUCAUUGUGGUGGGAAACAGGCAUUUCAAAGCCCAUCGCUCUGUUUUGGCAGCAUGUAGCACACAUUUCCGAGCUCUGUUUACUGUAGCAGAAGGAGAUCAGACUAUGAAUAUGAUUCAGCUGGACAGCGAAGUGGUGACAGCAGAAGCUUUUGCUGCUCUGAUAGACAUGAUGUAUACUUCCACACUAAUGCUUGGGGAGAGCAAUGUUAUGGAUGUCUUGCUGGCAGCUUCUCACUUACAUUUGAAUUCUGUUGUUAAAGCAUGCAAGCACUACCUUACUACCAGGACACUGCCGAUGUCUCCACCAAGUGAUAGAGUUCAAGAGCAAAAUGCACGCAUGCAGAGGUCUUUCAUGCUGCAGCAGCUUGGACUGAGCAUUGUGAGCUCUGCCUUAAAUUCUACUCAGAGCACAGAGGAACAACCAAAUACUAUGAGCUCCUCUAUGAGAAGUAACAUUGAACAGCGCACUACUUUCCCUAUCCGUCGUCUCCACAAACGUAAACAGUCUUCUGAAGAUCGGGCCAGGCAGCGCAUUAGACCUACCAUGGAUGAGUCUGUUUCUGAUGUGACUACAGAGAGUGGGCAGUCAGUAGUUCAUUCACGGGAAGACUUCUUCUCACCGGAUUCACUGAAGAUUGUGGACAACUCUAAGGCUGAUGCUGUUGCUGAUAACCAGGAGGAUAAUACUAUUUUGUUUGAUCAGUCUUUCAGUACUCAGGAAGAUGCUCAAGUGCCCAGCCAGUCUGACAACAGCGGAGGAAACAUUUCACAGAUGUCUAUGGCAUCCCAGACAACACAAGUGGAAACCAGCUUUGACCAGGAGGCUGCUUCUGAGAAGAACAACUUCCCAUGUGAGAAUCCAGAGGUCAGCAUGAAUGAAAAAGAGCACAUGAGGGUGGUGGUGAAGUCUGAGCCCUUGAGUUCCCCAGAGCCUCAAGAUGAGGUGAGCGAUGUCACUUCCCAAGCGGAGGGGAGCGAGUCUGUUGAAGUGGAAGGAGGAGUAGUAAGUGCAGAGAAGAUAGAACUGAGUCCUGAGAGCAGUGAUCGUAGCUUUUCUGACCCACAAUCCACUACUGAUAGGGUGGGAGACAUCCAUAUCAUGGAGGUAUCAAAUAACCUGGAACACAAGUCUACCUUCAGUAUCUCAAAUUUUCUAAAUAAAAGUAGAAGUGGUGGCUUCAGUGCCAAUCAAAACAGCGAUGACAAUAUUCCAAAUACCACCAGUGACUGCAGAAUGGACAGUGAUGCCCCUUACCUAAUAAGUCCAGAGUCAGGGCCUGGUGUUGGCCAUUCAUCUGCCACUGUUUCUCAUGUCGAGAAUCCAUUUAGCGAGCCUGCAGAUUCUCAUUUUGUUAGACCAAUGCAGGAUGUGAUGGGUCUCCCCUGCGUACAGACUUCUGGGUACCGUGCAGCAGAACAGUUUGGCAUGGAUUUUCCACGGUCGGGCUUAGGCUUGCACUCCCUGUCGAGGGCAAUGAUGGGCUCAGUAAGAGGUGGAGCUAACAGCUUUCCUGGUUACCGACGCAUAGCCCCUAAAAUGCCUGUGGUGACUUCUGUCAGGAGCUCCCAGAUGCAAGAUAACUCAUCCAGUUCCCAGCUGAUCAUGAAUGGGACCACUUCUUUUGAAAACGGGCAUCCAUCGCAACCUGGUCCGCCACAGCUGACACGGGCGUCUGCAGAUGUCCUUUCAAAAUGCAAGAAGGCCUUAUCGGAGCACAACGUCUUGGUUGUAGAAGGUGCACGCAAGUAUGCAUGCAAGAUCUGCUGCAAGACGUUUUUGACCUUGACAGACUGCAAGAAACACAUCCGUGUGCAUACGGGAGAAAAGCCUUAUGCCUGCCUCAAAUGUGGCAAGCGGUUCAGCCAGUCCAGUCACCUGUACAAACACUCCAAGACAACCUGCCUGAGGUGGCAGAGCAGCAAUCUGCCUAGCACUUUGCUUUAACCUUAUCCACUCCAGGCCUGAAGGAGCAUGCCAGUGCAGACAUCUAGCUCCCUGAAGUACCUGAACAUGAACACUGUUUUCUUGAAGGCUGCAGGCUUAAAAGCUGCUCUGGUCAGUCAGUGAACACAACAUAGGAUUGUGCCACACACACAAAAGUCUUGGUUCUAUAAAUUGGGGAUAUUACUGUACCUACCUCACAGGGAUGUUGUGAGGCUUAAACAGCUGUAAGCAGAGAACUUGAGGAUCAUCAGAAGUCACACUAUAGGUGUGUGAUUACAGUGAUGUACAUUCAGGCCUUGGGCUGAUGGGGAUAAAAUCAAUAAAGCUCAGCAGUUCCUUUGCAGGGCAGAGGAGUGAGAGCAUAGUUAAUCUCAAGAAGUAGCAUGUUUCAAGAAUGAGAAACUAAGUGCAAAUUUCCUCUUUCUUCUUUUUUUUAAUUCUCCCCCCCCCCCCAAAGUAUUUUGUAAAAUUUCAAGCAUUUAAAUAAAUGACCUGUAAACCAAGUUGUUGCAUUAUGUGUGGACAGUAAUGCAAGCACUGUUUACUGUAACUGAUGCAGACCAUGUAUCUUGAAAAGAGAAAACUUUGGAUGCACCUGUCUGACAUAAUGCUUUAAAAUAUGCUAAUUAUAAGAAUAGUUUUAGGGUCAUGAAUGUAUGUUUGGCUGUUUUGUAGUAAAGGACACUGUGUAAUGAAGGUGCUUAAAUUAAAUCCAAGACAAGUAACUUUUGGACUGCCAGAUGUGUAUAUGAUUUGAAUACAGCAAGAUCUGGAUGUUUGAUUUUUUUCUGUAGAAACUUGUAAGUGGUAAGUGAAGUACUGUUUCUUGUUCGUGCUAUUCUUAGCAGUAUUUUAACCAAUUUGUAUCUCCUAUGUUAAAAUUCUAUAUACACGGAAGUCUGAAAAGAGCUUGCCUUUGUCUGCUUUGUUAUUUUCAAGGAGAGAGAUAAUUUGUGAUGGCUUUUUUACUGCGUAAGAUAGUCUCUUGCUGUUUCCAGAUGCUGUCAAUCUGAUCCCUGUUAUUGCAGAAACAUACUGUUUUUUUUCUGACACUCGUAUCUUUAGGCUUUAAUUUCCUCCUCUGUACACUUACUUACUUUUCUUCACAAAUGUGGAUUGUUCUUCAGGUCAAACUAGUCAGGGAUAAUCCUCAUCUGCCGUAUUUAUCUAUGUCUUUAUAAAAUGUAGUUGUCAAAUCUAGUCCUUCCUGUUAAAGCAGUGUCAAAAAUGUACUUUUCCACAUACAUUUAUAAAAAAAAAAUUAAUUUAAAAAAAUAGCACUGUACACUUUGUAUAGCAGAAAUUCAGUGAUCAUUAUUCAUCAAGUGAGUUGUGUAAAUCUUGCUUUAAUUUCCUUUUCUUUCAUGCUAUUGUAACUAACACUGUCUGCAGUGGUUUGUUGUUUUUGUUUUUUUUUUUUUAAUUAAAGAUACACAUGAACUAACUACAGGCAUUCAGCAUAUUAGAUUUGUAAAUAAAAUUUUUGGGCAUUUCUGCUGAUAAAUACUGCCCUGCCUUAUAGGAGCUGGGUCAGAGCUACAGCAUGUCUUUUCUGCUCAGGAGAGACAGGAUUUACAUUUCCUAGUGUCUAAGUCACAGAGCAACAGCUUUCCAUUAAUAUUAAAAAAAGAAUGGCAAAUCUUCUGCUCUUUUAUUAUUCCGUGUAGCAAAUGUAUCCUCUGUGAUGAUAUUCAGCAGUUUUAUGGAAUUUGUGCUACCUAAUAGUUAGCUUUCUUAAACAUCUCAGAUUUAUAUUUAGAUAAACUGAAAAUAAAGUCCUAAUCCACAGUUCUGUAGGUCAUUUAACAGUAUGAUAUCAAAACUGUUGAAGCACAGAAACCAAACAGUCACUAAACUGUCACAAACCAAAGGAAAUAUAGAAAUCUUUCUGUACCUGGCUUUAUGUGAAACAGUAGUCCACUAAUAGGGAAGUGUGUCUUCAUCUCUAAUUACACUGCUUCAUGUUUAAGAAAAUUGCCAGAUGUCUGUCAAAGUGUCAUUUGUACCUUGAGCAUCCAAGUUAAACAGGAACAGUGAAUGACUGGAUUAAUUUGUUUAAAAUAUUAAUAUGUUGUCAUAGGAUUUAUUUAAUGGUCAUAUUUCUGGCUCUUGAUUUUAUAAGCAUUAAGGAAAUGUGCUGCAUUUUUUUAAAGCAUUAGGAUGUGCCGUAUUUUAAUUUAUAAUAAUUUUGGUAUCAGGGGACUAACAGCAUUGAGCUAUACUAAGCAAUCUCACUGAAACAUUAAUAAACUGCAGUAUUUUGUACUUCAGUAUUUUCUCGUGUAGCCUUAUUAGUAAUGUCCUGACAUCGUUUCAACUCCCUUGCAUUUAUAGUGUUUUGUUUUAAAAAUAGGGGGUUUUUAUAUUUUCUGUCUGGUCCUAUAGCACAUCUGAAUUCCUUGAAUUCUUACACAUCACAAUAAAGCAUCUAUCUGAGUAACGAGAUUAGAGUAAUUAAGAACUAAUAUGAGCAGAUAAAUAUACUUAACCAUGCUUUUGAUCUGUUUUUGUAAAAAUGAUAUUUCAGAAUACCAGAACUUGUGCAGGAGGACUUCUUUCUUUAAGAAAAGAUUCAACUUAGAGCAUUUUUUGGAAGUAGCAAUUUUAAAUUUCAUUAUUCAUUGACAUCUAGUGCAUCUGGAGGAGCACACUGCAAACCUGGGAGCCUGUGGCUGGCUUGCUGCUAUCUUAGACUUCCAGUAUGAAGCAAUACCUCAGAAUGGUUAUCUCCACUUAACUGUCCUCUACAGUAAAACGAGAGUCUCUCAUCUCAAAGCCUAGUAGCUAGUAGCUUUGUCAGAAUUUAUCACCCUGACUUUUGUUCAAAAUUUAACUUUGCAAAUGCUACAGUGACAUCUCAUGUGAAGAUGUCCGUAUGUUAGUAUUAUGAAGCAUCUGAAAAUAAACCCUGCAUUUUUGUGCUGCUGUGUCUGAUUU